This is a messenger RNA of Sinocyclocheilus grahami, 1268 nucleotides long. Its product is annotated as ribonuclease inhibitor-like. The transcript has 5 exons. Gene Ontology annotation, molecular function: protein binding. The annotation marks the transcript as partial. Lineage: Eukaryota; Metazoa; Chordata; Actinopteri; Cypriniformes; Cyprinidae. The record is from RefSeq and is a predicted model, not a curated record.
AGCAUCAGGAAAACCACACAGUUCAUUAAAGAGAAGAUCAAAAAUGGACAUGGACUCUCCACCGAAAGAUCCAUCAAUCUGUUCCUCUGUCUGCUGGAAGUGAAAGAUCAGACUCUGUCCAGAGAGAUUCAGGAGUUUGUGAAAUCAGACAAACUCUCAGAGAAGAAACUCUCUGCUGCUCACUGCUCAACAAUCGCCUACAUUCUUCAGAUGUCAGAGGAGCCGCUGGAUGAGCUGGACCUCAAGAAAUACAUCACAUCAGAUGAGGGGAGAAGAAGACUGGUACCAGCUGUGAUCAACUGCACAAAAGCUCUACUUGCUGGCUGUAAUUUUACUGGUCAGUCUUGUGAGAGUUUGUCAUCAGCUUUACAGUCUCCAAACUCUGUCCUGAGAGAGCUGGAUCUGAGUAACAAUGAUCUGCAGGAUUCAGGAGUGAAGCUGCUCUCUGAUGGACUGAAGAGUCCAAACUGUCAGCUGGAGAUACUGAGGUUGUCUGGCUGUAUGGUGACAGAGGAAGGCUGUGGUUAUGUGUCUUCAGCUCUGAUUUCAAACCCCUCACACCUGAGAGAGCUGGAUCUGAGCUACAAUCACCCCGGAGAUUCAGGAGGCCGGCUGCUCAACCACAAACUGCAGGAUCCAACCUAUAAACUGCAGAUACUCAAUUUGGAUCAUGGAGGACAUUUUAGGAUCACACCAGGUCUGCGAAAAUAUGCCUGUGAUAUCACACUGGAUCCAAACACAGUGCACACUCAACUCAUCCUUUCUGAAGGGAACAGAAAAAUAACAUGUGUGAAAGAGCAUCAGCCGUAUCCUGAUCAUUCAGAGAGAUUUGAGCGCUUUGAGCAGAUUCUGUGUAGAGAGAGUCUGACUGGACGCUGUUACUGGGAGGCUGAAUGGAGCAGCUCGGGUCAUGUAGCAGUGGCAUAUAAAGGAAUCAACAGGAAGGGAGGAAUUGAUUGUUGGUUUGGACUCAAUGAAAAGUCCUGGAAUAUUUACUGUUGUGAUAUGAUUUACACUGUCUGGCACAAUAAUAAGAGCACAGAUAUUCCUCGCUCUUCAUCCUCUCAUAGAGUAGGAGUGUAUCUGGACUGGUCGGCCGGCACGCUGUCCUUCUACAGCAUCUCUGACACACACACACUCACACACUUACACACAUUCAACACCACAUUCACUGAACCCCUCUAUGCUGGGUUUAAGGUUUAUUCUGAUUCUUCCGUGUUUCUAUGUCAGAUUUAACAACAUUCCUGUGAGGAACUGCAGAGACACAA